UCCCUGCCCGGGGCUCUCCGAGGCCUCCCCGGGCCUCCCGGAGGCCGGCCCGGCACCGCGGCCUCGGGAGGGGGCCGGGCACGGCGGGCUUCGAGGGCUGCUUUUCAUUUUUUUUUAAUUUUUUUUUAAUUUUUUUUUAAUCGAUCCUUGGCGUUAUCCGCGCUCCCCAGCGGUCGGCGCUUCUGCCUCGGGAUUGAUUGGCGGUGCCAGCAGCGGCUCAGGGCUGCGGUGGCGCGGCGCGGGCAGGGCGGCAGACAUGUACCUCCUGGACAGCAGCGAGCCCCCCGCCGCCGCCUCCCCCGACAGGAUGCAGCGAGGGACCCCCCAGAGGAAAACCGUCUACCGCAUCUCCGUGACCAUGGUGAAGAAGGAGCUGCUGGGGCCGGAGAGCGGCGGGCAGCCCGGCCCCGAGCCGCCCAAGCACGGGCGGUUGCGCUGCGGCCAUGCACCCGGCUCCUCCAGCCUCACCAGGGCCGGGCUGCUGCUGGUGGAGGAGGAGGAGGGUGAGGAAGAGGGCGAGGAGCAGGACCGAGUGCCCAGCCCUUGCGGCUUCCGCAACUUCAGGACCCUCAGCACUGGGCAGCUGGAGCUGGGCCGUCUCAAGGUGCCGCGGAGAGCGGGGCAGCCCUUCCCUGCUGAGCUGACCUUCAGGUGGCCGCAGCAGCAAACCUCCACGGGACCAAGGAGCAGCCCUUCCCUGGAGGAUGCCACCCUCACCCCGGAGCCGGCGGCCACCUGUAGCCACGAGGAAGCCAGAGCUGCAACAGAGCCGGUGGCUGCUUCUCCCACGGAGGAUGCUGGGCUCCAGGCCCGCCGCUGGGCUGAGGCCGUGCAGCUGGGGGAGCCGGGCCACAGCCCCGGGCGGCAGCCAGGCCUGCUGCGGCGCAGCUUCAGCUUCAGGCACUGGAGCGGCGCGGAGCUGCUGCGGGCACGGGCGCUGAGCCGGGUGCGGCGGCACAGCAGCUCGGGAUGCCUCCCUGCGCCACCGGGGCCGCAGCCCAAAGAGGCAGCUGGAGGAGAGGGCUCGCCACCCGCCGAGCCGCCCGCCGCCGAGAAGCGCAACACGCUGGACGUGGGUGAGGUGCUGAGCAAGGCCGACCCGCUCUCCGAGCUGGAGCGCUGGGAGCGGAGCAAGAGCAAGAACCGCACGCUGGAUAACAGUGACCUGCAGCGGCUCUCGGAGCGCCUGGGGCGGGACGGCCCCACCGGCAGCCCCGCAGCCCACGAGCACCGGCUGCUGCGCUUCUUCAGCGGCAUCUUUGCCCGCAAGGAUGGCACCUCCACCCUCUUCGGCAGUCCCCACGGCCGGUCCCCACGCAGCAGCUUCUCCAGGUCAAGGGCUUAUUUUAGCAGCCUCAGGAGAGCCACCGUUGACAUAGAGUCCAGCUCCGAGAGCAUCGAUGGGUCCCCCCACAAAGAUGCCUUUGUAAAUAGCCAGGAAUGGACACUAAGCCGAUCUGUACCAGAGCUGAAAGUGGGGAUUGUGGGUAACCUAGCUAGUGGCAAGUCUGCACUUGUACACCGGUAUCUGACUGGCACAUAUGUCCAAGAAGAAUCACCUGAAGAUAUGGAUGCAGGUGGGAGAUUCAAGAAAGAGAUAGUAGUUGAUGGACAAAGCUAUCUGCUGCUGAUUAGAGAUGAAGGGGGCCCUCCAGAGGCACAGUUUGCCAUGUGGGUGGAUGCUGUUAUAUUUGUCUUCAGUUUGGAAGAUGAAGUCAGCUUCCAGACCGUUUACCACUACUACAGCCGUAUGGCUAACUAUCGCAACACUAGUGAAAUUCCAAUGGUACUAGUGGGAACUCAGGAUGCUAUAAGUUCCAGUAACCCACGUGUCAUAGAUGAUGCCAGAGCAAGGAAGUUAUCAAACGAUCUCAAGAGAUGCACUUACUAUGAAACCUGUGCUACGUACGGCCUCAACGUGGAGAGAGUCUUUCAAGAUGUUGCUCAGAAGAUUGUCGCAACAAGGAAGAAACAGCAACUCUCGAUUGGACCCUGCAAAUCCCUACCGAACUCUCCAAGUCACUCAUCUGUGUGUUCUGCCCAGGUUUCUGCUGUACAUAUCAGCCAGACCAGUAAUGGAGGAGGGAGUUUAAGUGAUUACUCCUCCUCUGUCCCAUCAACUCCAAGCACCAGCCAGAAGGAGCUACGGAUUGAUGUUCCUCCCACUGCCAACACACCAACUCCUGUCCGUAAACAGUCCAAGCGCCGAUCCAACCUCUUCACGUCUCGGAAAGGGAGUGACCCAGACAAAGAGAAGAAGGUCCUGGAGAGCAGAACAGAUAGCAUUGGAAGCGGUCGUGCAAUCCCAAUUAAACAGGGUAUGCUGCUAAAGCGAAGUGGCAAGUCAUUGAAUAAAGAAUGGAAGAAGAAAUACGUGACGUUGUGCGACAAUGGUGUACUGACCUAUCAUCCUAGUUUACAUGACUAUAUGCAGAAUGUUCAUGGGAAAGAAAUUGACUUGCUGAGAACCACUGUGAAAGUUCCUGGAAAGAGGCCACCCCGAGCUACGUCAGCUUGUGCACCCAUUUCCAGUCCCAAAACAAAUGGCCUCUCCAAGGACAUGAGCAGUUUACACAUCUCGCCAAAUUCAGGGAACGUGACUACUAGCACAUCUGUGUCUCAGAUGGCCAGUGGCAUCAGUCUAGUCUCCUUCAACAGUCGUCCGGAUGGUAUGCAUCAGCGCUCUUACUCGGUCUCCAGUGCAGAUCAGUGGAGUGAGGCAACAGUCAUUGCAAACUCUGGCAUUAGCAGUGAUACCGGGUUAGGAGAUUCUGUGUGUUCAAGCCCAAGUAUAUCCAGUACAACCAGCCCCAAACUCGAUCCGCCUCCUUCACCUCAUGCCAACAGAAAGAAACAUCGCAGGAAGAAAAGCACCAGCAAUUUCAAAGCUGAUGGUAUCUCAGGCACAGCUGAAGCCAAACGCAAAGCUUGGAAACUAAACCGUGUUGGUAGCCUGCGAAAUAUAUACAGCAGCAGCAGCACCAACACUGAAGAACAAGAAGAAAACUUCGAGUUUAUCAUUGUCUCUCUCACUGGCCAGACAUGGCACUUCGAAGCUACCACAUACGAAGAAAGAGAUGCAUGGGUACAAGCCAUAGAGAGUCAGAUCUUGGCCAGUUUACAGUCAUGCGAGAGCAGCAAGAACAAGUCCCGUAUGACGAGUCAGAGUGAGGCCAUGGCCCUUCAGUCAAUCAGGAACAUCAGAGGCAAUUCCCACUGCGUGGACUGUGAAGCACAGAACCCUGACUGGGCCAGCUUGAAUCUGGGAGCCCUCAUAUGCAUUGAAUGCUCAGGUAUACACCGAAACCUUGGCACACACCUCUCCCGGGUCCGCUCUCUUGACCUGGACGACUGGCCUAUAGAGCUCAUCAAGGUUAUGUCUUCUAUCGGGAACGAGUUGGCAAACAGCGUCUGGGAGGAGAACAGCCAAGGCCAUAUGAAACCUUCGUCGGACUCCACAAGGGAAGAAAAGGAGCGCUGGAUACGUGCAAAAUACGAGCAGAAGCUCUUCCUCGCCCCGCUGCAAUGCCUGGAGCUUUCCCUGGGCCAGCACCUCCUGAGGGCUACAGCCGAGGAAGAUUUGCGGACGGUCAUCCUGCUCCUCGCCCACGGGACACGGGAGGAGGUGAACGAGACCUGCGGGGACGGGGACGGGCGCACUGCCCUGCACUUGGCGUGCAGGAAAGGAAACGUGGUGUUGGUGCAGCUCUUGAUUUGGUAUGGCGUUGACGUGAUGGCACGCGAUGCCCACGGGAACACGGCGUUGGCCUAUGCCAGGCAAGCCUCCAGCCAGGAGUGCAUCGAUGUUCUCCUCCAGUACGGCUGCCCCGAUGAGCGCUUCGUCCUCAUGGCGACUCCAAACUUGUCCAGGAAGAACAAUAACCGGAACAACAGCAGCGGGAGAAUGCCCACCAUCAUCUGAGGAGCUUGUUCGUGUAUUCGCUGACCUGAAUUACAUCCGCAGCCUCAUAUUCCUCCAUUCCCGUCACAGCUCUGCUCUGUGAGUCUGACAACUUCCCUUUUUUUUCCCUUUUCCCUUCGGUGCAUCCCUGUCCCAUCCAGAAACAGCGCGUCUGGAUAGCGCGAGGGGGUGAGAAGGAGCGAAAGGGGCUGCAGAGAAAGCAGUUGUUUCAGUGACAGCUCUCCGACGAUGACAAGCGGGCAGCAGGAGCGCACGAGAGCGCGUGGGUUCUCUAGGACACGGCACGUGGCACGGGACCGUGGGGACGGCUGUCCCUGGGCACAGGCUCUACAAGUGCGGAAGGAAGGGGCGGAGGGAGACGAGAGCGGGAGCGAGAGGAGAAGAAAGGAGCGAUGGUAACUUUCCGUAACUGACAGUUAAGCACAUCAGUACAUUUCACCUCUACCAAACGGAACGGCUGGAUUUCAUUCUCUUCUCUGAAGAGCUUGACGGCAUAAAUCAGAAGCAAGCACAGAGUUUGUCAGGUUUGAAGCUCCUAUGAUGGUAUGUGUCAAAUCAGUUGUAGCUAAUCUGUCCAGGGAGAAUACUGGCUUCAUUACACUUGUAUAGUUGAGUUCUUCCAGCAUUACCGCUGUUUAAUAGAACAUGAUUAGUCAUCACGGAGAAAAAAGCAUAUUAGCUGAGGAGGUAGUUACAUGGCACGCUUCGGUGAUUGCUUGGAUGUGAUUGCAAUAUUCUUAGAAGCAUCAUAUUAUCUCAGACAUGUUCUUUCAAGCCCUUGGAGCCCUCCUUUCUAAAUUCACUGUCAUAAUUUAGUAUCUGUUUAAUUUUUCAGUCCAAAGAGAGGAAAUGAGUUGCUGAGUGUUAUUUGACUGCAGUCUCCUUGGUGUAAAAACAAAAUGGAAAAAAUAAAUAAGAGUAACUAUGAAACACAAAAAGGAAUAAUGAAUACUGCUAAGGAAAAACAUUUCAAGUACAUUUAGUAAAAUUAAUAAAUGCAUUAAAGGCUAAUAUUUUUUCAGCCAGCAGAAAUAUGUUCUGUCAUUUUGCCAAGGUAAACGUGUUGAGUUUUUGGUCACUCCUGUGAUGCAUUGCCUAACUUAUACAGAUUUUGUAUUGUGUCUUUAGAUUAUAUGUAUGUAAAAUCUAUUUGAAUAAAAAAAUCAUAAAUAUGCAUUGAUUUUUUUUGUACAGAAAAUGACAUCUCUGUUAAUUUAUAAACUGUAAUGGAUGUGUACUAAAUCAUGUGCAACUAGUUAGGAUCUGUGGAGUACAGAUCAUUGUACAUUGAAAAUCUUCCCAGCAGUGAACCCUAUUUCCAUUGCAAGCCUUUGAGGAACAUAUCAGAAUGAGAUUGUGGCACGCUUGGCAUGAAAAAAAAAAAAAUGUAUGAGACCUUUUAGAAAGGAAAAGAGGCUGUUUCUCAGCACUGUAAAUAUAUUUUACUUCAGAAGGCAUGAAGCUUUCACAAGCCAAGACAAAAAGCCAUAGUCUGGAUGUGUGAAGAUCAGAUUUGAUUAAUUUCAGAAUUGAUAGCCUUCACCAAGGCGGGCAGGGCAUGGCUGCGCUAACUCUGAACUUGGCUGCUCUCUGGAAGAAAAAUGGCUUGUGAAAGUAGCCUGGACAGUUCAUUUGAAUUCCACCUUGUAAUACGUAAUUUGAUUUUUUUUUUAAUUUUUUUUUUUUAUUAUUAUUUUGGGUAUUGCCAGACAGAUCCUAGCUUCUGCCAUUUUCCACAACCUAGGAUUCUGGCACAGGGAAGCAGGCUGUAAGGCUUUUGGCAGACAGAAAAGUGAUUUUUAAGUGGCAUAUGGCAAUGUGAAGAUGGGGGAAGGGCAUAUCACAGAGAAAGUUGAAAACUCAACUGAAUUAGAUGGCAAAGGAGCAAUUAUGUGAAGUCAGUGAGGUGCACACAGCAUAGUAAUUUGCAAAUCUACCUGCUCCGUCUGUAUUUCCCAAGCCUCCAGUGUUGUUCUUCCUUGGGGCUCUGUAUUUCAUUUGACAUCCAAACGGGAGGGGGAUAGCAGUCGCUAAAUAAAAUAUAGGUCAACAAAAUGUGAAGGGAAGAAAAAGUAUUCAGCGUAUCUUAAGGGAAAAAAAAAAUCAGAGAAUUACAGAUUUGGUGUAAAAAUCGUAAAAUCUUGGAAGGAAAGCAUGCCCCGAGGUGAAAAAAACUAGAAUACUGACCAGUUUUUUCUUGUUUUGUGGUGUUGUCAUUUUAUGGCUUGUUACUGUACAGACCUCUCUGGCUGUAGGGAGAUCUUUCUUUGGCUGCACCAGAGCAACGCUACAUCCAGUUCUGUUCACACUGGGAGGUUUUUUUAUUUUAUUUUAUUUUUUUUCCCUUGAGGAAAGGUGUCUGUUGUAAUUGCUGUUUCUCCACCAUCACCGUGCAGCUCCCUGAUCUUUGGUACUGACGGGUGGUCCUACAGUGACAGGACAGCCCACAUGGCUGCAUGGGAUGCUCGGAGCCCACCGCGUCCCGGUGCUCACGAGCCUUACACCUGCACCAGGGGACGCGGGGGGAACUCAGGAACUGCAGCUCGUGUGCCCAGGGGUUCCCCUGGGAACAUAUCGGAGAAGCAAGGCCGACGUUUCAAACACGUCGGCAGAUUUGCCAUAAGAAGUUCUCAGUGCAUGUUCCGUUUCUGAGCUGAAAAUUUCCUGUACCCAAUGUUCUCUGUGGGCCACCUUCCUCUUACAAGGCUGGGGGAGUGAUGUUGGAGAGACAAGGGCAGCCAGGAUGCCAUGCAGAUUUCAGGUAGAAGGGUUGUACGCUCCUUUCAUAAAGACUUCCUGAAGGUGAACCUUACAAAAUAUUUUUUUUUUAGGAAAGGGAAUUCCACUGUAUUACAGGAAAAAUGAUGUAUCCUGGCUAGCCAACUAAUAACCUCAUACUUUAAUCAAGCAGUAACACUUGCUUUUAACCUAAACAAAGCUUUCCCUUGGACACGUGUGCGUCGGCAGUGAUGAUGCUGAAGCCGUGCUUUUGUAGGCUAUGUGGUGGCUUCCCCAGAUGCCUGGGGGUGUUCAGGGAGGACGCCCAAACCCUGGGAGCCAGAGGACCGUGCGCCCGUGGUGGUGGAAGCACGGAGGCAGGCUUUGGUGGCUCAGGUUUUUUUCUCAGCCAUGGGUUUCCCUCUCCUCGCAGUUCUGGACAGAGAUGAGGUCUCGGGGCUCUGUGUGCUUUUCAGGGGAUGUGUUUGCACUUUGCAAAGGAUGUUCUUGAAGCCGCCCAGGUGCGGCACCAGUAUCGGUGCUUUGAGAACCUGCAGGAGCUGUUCCCGUUGCUCUCUCUCUGUUAACCUGUCCCUUUUCUGUUCCUCAUCUCGUGUCUAGCCCCUCUUGUUGCUUUUAUGGAACCCACUUGCCAGGCUGUUUACGCCCUUUGAGCAUGUUAUGAGCAAAUUAAAAACAAAUUGAAAUCCAGUCAAUAAGAAAUCCCAGCAGAAACAUGCUGGCUAAAUCUGUUGCUGUUUCUCAGAAAAUGGAGUUUGUGGCAGUGGUUCUCACCGAGUGCCCCAUUUAACCCUUUGCAUGAUCCCAAAUACUAUUGAAUCCCACUUGCUCUGCACUUUAUCCACCAUGACUACCACACUAGGAGUGCGUGAGCCUUUGCUACCAACAUCAGCACUUUCCUGCUGUUGACACGAGGUGAAUUGCCUAGAGUGGAGAGGAGUCGGGUGUGUUGUACCUGGCACCUGAGCCUCGGUAGUCCAGGACUUCAGGAGGGUUUACUUCUUCCUCGCUAUUUGUGAAGAGAGAAGACCCAACCUUGGGAAACUCCAGGGUCUCGCCAGUGCAGAGAUUUGGCCAGGGGCUCUUAUUACCAGAUUUCCAGUUUCGUUGCUGAAAGGGGGCAGAAAAAAAUAGCUAUUUCUGGCGUGACUUGGCGUCUCCUGAGCUAGGCGCAGCUCGGAAAGCCAGGCGAGCUAUUGGAAAGGAGAGAGGGUUUUUAAGCAUUUCUACUUGGGCGUAGUGUAUAAUAACUGUGUAAACAUUAAUAUUGUUUACCUUGCUGUCUUUCCCCAUUUCCCUAAAUUAUGUGUUAGUGCAAGAGGCUUUAGCUGCACUUGGAGAUUUCCCCUGGCAAGAGGAAGCUGAGUAACGUAGGGAGAGGAAUAGAGGUGUGAGUGCAGAUACACUCGUAGCGAUGAUCUCCAGCACUGUCAUGUAGUAUAAUUAGCUGAUGCGGUUUUCGGAUAGCUUCAUCCUUUAUAUUUGUAUGGAGAUCAUGAAAAAUGAAGUAAUUUGUAGUUUCUAGUGUAAAGUAGUGUUAGUGGAGACAAGCACAGAUUUCACACGAGGGCUCUGAAGGGGCCCUCUACAAAUGUCUCGGGGAGCCGUGUUUGCACCUUAACGGGGAACAAAUGUGCGUUGUGCCGGGAGGGACUCGAGGCGAAGAAGGAAAGUGUUGGGGACCAAACGUGGGGCGGUUUGUGUGGAUACACGAGAGCUAGCCCGUCGCAAUUCAUCGUCACGAUUCUUUGUUUCCCCUCUGAUGCCUGCUGCAGUUAUUAGCACAUGGGAUCUCUGGCUGUUAGUCUCGGAUCCUCCCUUCAACAUCGCCUUCCAUUUUGGUUGAUUUUGAGGUAAAACGUAUUGCGGAAAAAAACUUUGGGCUGUUCUUGUGUCUGCUGCGUAGCAAAAGAAAGGUCGCUCCAGAUUAAAAUUCUUUUUGAGCAAAGUAAAAACCAAAAUCAAACAAACAAACAAAAAAAAAAAACACAAAAUGUCCUGCAAUUAAUUUUGACUUCUUAAAUUCUAAGUUACAAAAAGAAGGUUGGUUUAAAUGGUUUUAUUCAAAGAGUAUCUCCUGUUUAAAACAAAAAAUAAUAGAGAGGUAAUAGAGCAAACUAUCCAAAGGUGUAGGUAGGUAGGUCUGUUGUAGUGCGAUAUUCUAGGUUUUGUUUUGUUGUUUAUCAUGGGCCAGUUUUUAAGUGGGUAUUUGGUGAUCUCAUCUUGAUUUGACUGAAUCCGUCUCACGUUUUAAAUAGAGGGUAGGGGGGGGUUGGGCCAAGAUUUUCCAGAGCUGUGAGUAGUUCUCGUUUUGGGAAAAGGAUUGCAUGAUUUCUGAAAAUAAGAUGACUUUAGUUUGUUGUUUUUUUACAAGUCACUAGUCAUGCCUUUGGUAAUCUUGGCCCCCGUGUUUCAUUUCAGGCGACAGCAAUAUGUGGGUGAGGUACCUCCCGUAGUUUACUCUUGUUCCCUGAGUGUCUGAGGGACUUUUGUUCGUGGGCAGAUGAAAGACAAGUGUCUUUGUACAUUUCAGCAGUUUUAGCCCCUUCUUACGUGUCCGCAUCUCUCUCAAGUCUCUGUAGCGUAUUCACGUGGUAGUGGUCAGCUCUGCUGACGUGCAAAGCUUCAGCUUUCUCUUGGCCAUGACCUGCUGGACGUGUGUUUGCUUCCAGUACUAAGAGUUGACUAUUUUGCAGUGCUUCAGAGCUCGUAAUUUUUACCUGUGUGUUAUGUACAAAGCGUGGAGGGGGGUGGGGGGCUUGUCGAGGUCUAAUGGCAUGCGUUUGGGAUGACCGUGUUGCUUGCUGGCAGUGAAUGCACCAUCAGCUGUUUUGUGCACGCCACGUUUUACAGAGCCGAUCGGUGUUUUGUGUCUGACAACUUCCCAUUCUUCCCUCUUUCUCACCUCCCUCUGCCUGUGGUUAGGAUAACCAAAAACCGUGAGUGCAACCGCGCGGGGACCUCGGAGCAGUCCCAGCUCCUCUUGGGUAGCUGGAAACACUUUCCGAAUUGCAAGGUGGAGGGAAUAAAACCCCAACAGCAGACGUGGUAGCACCUGAUCUUUGGUAGAGUGAGGGAGGGUUUGUGUUCCCCCAUCUGGGGGAACCAAAAUUUUACUUUGAACAUCAGCUAACGUGUGCUGAGGCUUUGUGCGUAGCGAGGGGUCCAGGGAAGCCUGGCCAGCUGUUACCCAUGCCAUUGCUACUCCUGCUUUUGGUUUAGGGGAAAUUGAUAAGGAUUAGGCAGGGUCAGCACGCAGAGGACUGUUUGCUGGAGCUAGGUAGGGUACCUAUGGUGGAAAACACGGCUGGGUGUGCCAGGGAGGUGCGGGUGCUGUUGAAAACCCCUCCGAGCAUUUUUUCCUACUUAUCCACAGUUUCACGUGGGUUCAAGACCUGUUGAAUCCACUGGCAUCGUUUUGCCAGCCCGCAGGGAGAAGAGGAUGGUGGUCCUCUAAAAGCACAGCCCGUUUCUCUGGGGAAAUACAAACUUUCCAGGGGGCCACGAUGCGCCCCAUGCAUUUGGUCCAGUUCUCAUGUACUAGUGUAACCUCGUGAGCAUUUUUCACUCGUGCACGGCUCAUACGGACGGGUGCACACACCGCAGGGCUUUGGGGAGGGGUGUCCUUCAAAACUCGAGGGCUCGUUUCGUCUUUCCUUUGCGUUCUCUCACCUUGAUGUCUCUGGCUCAGGAUCGCCACGGGCCUCACUCUGCAGUUAUGUGAAACCUCUCGACUUCACCGAGAUUUGAGCACAUCCCCAAAUGCUUUGCCAAACCCGAGGCGAAGCUGUUUGGGAGAGGCAGAAUUGGGCCCGGAUGCAUUCAGGGCUGUAUCCCAACCUAGCUGAAGUCAGAGUUUGGUUUCAGUGGGGCCGUGGUUUGGCGUGCAGUCCUAGCCAGCACCUUUGUGUUGGGAACUGGCAUCAUCACUGCUUGGAAAUGGAUGUGUGCUCUGUUUCUCUCAGUUUCUUCUUACCCUGUGACCGACCACACGGCUAGACGUCACAUUCACGCGUGCUUAGCCCCCAGGUCUUUCCAUUUUUCUGCUUUGUGAUGUUUGUGUUCCUGGUUAGGAUGGGGAGAAAGGGAGCCCAGGUGAGUAGGGACACCUGAGAACUGUGUUUGGGGUAGAGGCAGAAGAUUCCUAGCACAUGGCAGACUUUAUAGCAAGGUUUUUUUGUUUUGUUUUGUUUUGUUUUGUUUUUCUUUUCUGUUUCUGUAAAUAGUAAUGUAUAAAUGAUGACAAGACAGUGUGGAAAUUAUUAAAAAAUACGUCUUUUGUUGUUGUUUUUAUAUUACCUCAUUCAGCAAGUUUGUUUUACAAUGACUCAAUGAUGCUUUAUUUAUAUUGUUUGUACUGUAAUUAAAACAAUUGACAAACAUUUCACUUUGCUUGUUGUUUCAUAUGAUUUUGUUUUGAUUAAGUAUGCCAGUCUGUAUUAUGUUUCCCUUUACUCUCUCUUCGCGUUGAGAUUUUUGUGUCAGCUGUACAGUAUUCUGAAUAAAAAAAAAAUAAAUAAAUAAAAAAGGAAAAAAAGUUGUAAAGUACUGCAGAGGGAGACUGCUAUAUUGUAUAGGUCUCUUUCUAAUAAAGACAAGAAAACUUGUUCGUCA
Molecule: messenger RNA, 11275 nt
Organism: Anas platyrhynchos (mallard)
Lineage: Eukaryota; Metazoa; Chordata; Aves; Anseriformes; Anatidae
Gene: AGAP1
Product: ArfGAP with GTPase domain, ankyrin repeat and PH domain 1
Biological process (GO): activation of GTPase activity
Molecular function (GO): GTP binding; protein binding; GTPase activity
Source: RefSeq, a predicted model, not a curated record